Striga hermonthica is the source of this 834-nucleotide messenger RNA. The record is from the annotation of a GenBank genome assembly. NCBI's taxonomy places the organism in Eukaryota, Viridiplantae, Streptophyta, Magnoliopsida, Lamiales, Orobanchaceae.
AUGGAGGCGUUCAGAUCUCGAAGAAACCACAGUCGUUGGGCCGCCGCCGGUGCCGGGCCCGGCUGCCCACCGGACUUUGCCGCUCACCUUCCUCGACCGGCUCCAUUUCCACCCGAUUUGCCGCAUUUUCUUCUAAGAUUUCCCCUUUCCCAAGACACCGAAAACUACAAACCCACCAUCCGUUACUCGCCCGGCGACUCGGUCCAAUUCUCGAUUUACGAGUCGUCGGUCGGCGGAGAAAUUUUCGACUCGCUCGUCGGUAACCAACCGCGAGACGCCGAUGCGUUUUACGAUUAUACCCCUCAACUUCCACCGGUCAUAACCGAGCCCGACUGCAAGCUUAUCCGAUUGCUCGCGGUCCAAGUAACCCUCUUCCCGGGCCGCGGCGUGUGCGUCGGCGUAACCAACCACCACUCGGCCGACGAUGCGAGCUCGAUCGUGGGCUUCGUUCGGGCUUGGGCCUCGGCGUGCAGAUCCGGUUCUCUCGAGAAUGCUCGUCCGGUUUUUGACAGGGGCUUGAUCGUUGACCCGUCGGGAAGAUUGGAAUCGGCUUAUUGGGACCAAAUGAAGCGAGUCCCGUUGACUCUUUCGCCAUUUCCCCUGCCCACGAACAGGGUUCGGGCCACGUACAUUUUUUACCGGGCCCGAAUCGAGAAGCUCAAGGACUCGGUGGUGGCGAAUUUGGGAUUUAUGGGGCUCGACCGCCCGUCAUCAUUCGUGGCGGCCUCGGCUCACACGCGCUACAGGAGCAAAUGUCUCAUCAAAGUCAACACCCUCCUCUUGACUGUACCCCUGAGCCACAAGGCGAGCCUUGUUCCUAGUAAUCUCUCCUGA